CGGCGACUUCACUCCUUCCGUUCCGCUUACCUGGGCUGGGCGGUGAGGGCGGAAGUGCUGGCGGGAGAGGCCCGGGCCGGCGCGGAGCCCCACCAUGGACUGCUACACGGCCAACUGGGACCCCCUGGGGGACGCCGCCUACUACCGGAAGCUUGAACUGUACACCAUGGACUGGAACCUGAGGGAGGGCUUGCGUGAAUGCCUGGUGGCUGCCGGUCCCUAUGGAGGUCCGAUAGCAUUGCUGAAAACCAGGAAAGAGAAAUCUCCCAGUUCUCGGCCACCACUUGAAAUCUAUUCUGCCUCUGGGGUCCUCUUGGCCAGCAUUCCGUGGAAGAACAGCCCGGCAGUGCAUCUUGGCUGGACGACCAGCGAAGAGCUGCUCUGCAUCCAGGAGGAUGGCUCGGUCCUCGUCUACAGCCUCUUCUGUGAGUUCAAGCGUCGCUUCAGCAUGGGCAAUGAGGUGCUACAGAACCACGUGUUGGAGGCCAAGGUGUUCCACACAGAGUAUGGCACAGGUGUGGCCAUCCUCACAGGGGCCCACAGGUUCAUCAUGGCUACCAACAUUGAAGACUUGAAGCUCCGGAGGCUGCCUGAAGUGCCAGGUCUUCAGAAGCCCCCCUCCUGCUGGGCCGUCCUGUGCCAAGACAGAGUGACCAUCCUCCUCCUCGCCAUCGGUCAAGACCUGUACCUUCUGGACAACACAGCCUGCUCCCCGGUGACCCUGCCCGGGCUCAGCCCGCAAGCCGGCUCCUACCUGCAGAUGGCUGUCUCCUUCAACUACCGCUACCUGGCGCUUUUCACUGACACUGGCUACAUCUGGAUGGGGAGGUCCCACUUAAAGGAAAAAUUGGGGGAGUUCACCUGCGAGUUCCGAGCCCCGCCGAAACAGAUGGUUUGGUGUACCCGGACCCGAAGCAAGCAACGUGCGGUAGUGAUGGCCUGGGACCGGCGCCUCAUUGUGGCUGGGAACUCGGAGCAGUGCAUUCAGUAUCCUCUGGAUGAGGACUCGUACCUUGUGCCAGAGCUUGAUGGCGUCCGGAUUUUCUCCCGUACCACCCAUGAAUUCCUCCACGAGAUUCCAGAAGCCAGCGAGGAGAUUUUCAGAAUUGCGUCCAUGGCACCAGGGGCAUUGCUACUGGAGGCGCAAAAGGAGUAUGAGAAAGAGAGCCAGAAAACCGAUGAAUAUCUGCGGGAGAUCAAGGACCAGAAUCUGCUCCCAGAGGCAGUCAGGCAGUGCAUUGAAGCGGCCAGCUACGAGCAGGAGCCAGAAAUCCAGAAAUCUCUCCUCCGGGCGGCUUCUUUUGGGAAAUGUUUCAUUGAGACGUUCUCCCCCGAGGCGUUUGUGAAGACAUGCCGGGACCUUCGGGUGCUCAACGCCAUCCGGGAUUACCAGAUUGGGAUCCCCCUCAGCUUCGAUCAAUACACACAGCUCACCAUUGAAGUCUUGCUGGACAGGCUGGUUCUGCGGAGACUUUACCCCAUCGCUAUCAAGAUUUGCGAGUACCUGCGUCUCUCCGAGUUCCAGGGCAUCAGCCGCAUCUUGGCUCACUGGGCCUGCUACAAAGUGCAGCAGAAAGACAUGUCCGAGGAAGAAGUGGCCCAGGCCAUCAACCAGAAGCUGGGCGACACCCCGGGCAUCUCGUACUCGGAGAUCGCUGCCCGGGCCUAUGAGUGUGGCCGGACAGAGCUGGCCAUUAAGCUGCUGGAGUAUGAGCCCCGAUCCGGGAAGCAGGUGCCCCUGCUGCUGAAGAUGAAGCGGAGUAAGCUGGCGCUGAGCAAAGCCAUUGAGAGCGGAGACACCGACCUGGUGUACACGGUCGUCUUGCACCUGAAGAACGAGCUCAACCGCGGCUCCUUCUUCAUGACCCUGCAGAACCAGCCGGUGGCUUUGAGCCUCUAUCGCCAGUUCUGCAAACACCAAGAGCUGGAUACGCUCAAAGAUCUCUAUAACCAAGAUGAUGACCACCAGGAACUCGGCAACUUCCACGUACGCUCCAGCUAUGUCAGUGAGAAGCGGAUCGAGGGGCGUGUGGGCAGUUUGCAGAAUGCAGCGGACGAAUAUUCUAAAGCCAAGAAUGAGUUUGCGGCCAAGGCCACUGAGGAUCAGAUCAAACUGCUCCGCCUGCAACGCCGCCUGCAGGACGACUUCGACAAGCCCUACUUGGACUAUUCCCUCCACGACACCGUCUACAACCUCAUCCUGGACGGGAACCAGAAGCGAGCCGAGCAGCUGUACCGCGACUUCAAGAUCCCCGAUAAACGGUUCUGGUGGCUGAAGAUCUCCGCUUUGGCCGAGCGAGAAGACUGGGAGGAGCUGGAGAAGUUCUCCAAGGGCAAGAAGUCGCCCAUUGGCUACCUGCCCUUUGUUGAGAUCUGUAUGAAGCACCACAACCGCUUUGAGGCCAAGAAGUUUGCCCCCCGCGUUGCCCCCGAGCAGAGGGUGAAGGCCUUCAUCCUGGUGGGGGAUCUGGACCAAGCUGCUGAAGCUGCCAUCGAGCGCAAAAACGAGGCCGAGAUGAACCUCGUCCUGUCCAAGUGCACUGCGACCACCGAAGCCACCGUUGCCGCCAAAGUCAACCAUGCCAAGGCACAGCUUGGGAAGAAGUGAAGCCCCCUCCCGGCUGGCGAGGCACGGCGGGCUCCCCUCUGGGCCAGCAGCGAAACCCAGGAGGUGGCUGGCUGUAGUGCCAGUAUUUGCUCCAGCGCAGACGUGAGCUGGGAUGCGAGUCCUUCUCCCAGAGCAGAGAGCAGGGGCUGGCUGCCGGGCUGGGGUGGGUUCUGUUCCAGCAGGGGGUUCUCCCGUCCCCGGACUCUCCUGCUCUGACUUUGCUGUUCAGGGAUGGCUGUCGGUGAGACGGGGGAGUUGCAAACUCACCCUCCUCCCUCCCCGCCACUUUCCAUUGCAUGGUUUGUGCUGCUGUCUUGGCAAGACCCCCACGGGUCAUGGCUUGCCUCUGCUCCAUCCCAGCUGCAGGGCAAGCAUUCAGCAUUGGGUCCUCUUUCCCCGCCACCCCUCUUUCUGGCGAGCACUGAUGGCAACCCCGCCCCCCCACCUCCCUGCUCCUGCUGCUCAUUUCUAUCCCCCCCCUCUCCCCACGAUGCAAUUGUUGGCUUCCCGGCCUUUCUCUAGGCCAGGGCUGCCCAGCCUGGGUCCCCAGAUGGACUCCAGUUCCCAUUAUGCUAUUGGCCACUGUGGAUGAUGGGAUUUGUAGUCCAGCAAGAGCUGGAGUGCCGAAGUUGUGCAGCCCUGCAUUACUUGGGGUCGGGGAGAGGAACUGUGUUGCCCUGCAAAGCAGGAACCGGUGAGGCCAGUGACUGCUUCUGGAGGCAGUAAAUCUGCUGGGUGUGUGGUGAGGAGGGGUGUGGGGAGGGGAGGGGAGCAGGGCUGAAGUGGGGUGCAUCUGUGUGGUGGCUGAGGGGGGCCACAAGUCAGAGGCCCAGACUCCUGUUUUCCCCCUUUUACAUGUUUACUGGUGGAUUUGUAAAGUGAGAGGAGGUUUGUGAAAGGGAAUAAAGAAGUCGCACCCCU
Hemicordylus capensis (graceful crag lizard) is the source of this 3529-nucleotide messenger RNA. RefSeq names its product VPS16 core subunit of CORVET and HOPS complexes (gene VPS16). The record is from RefSeq and is a predicted model, not a curated record. Gene Ontology annotation, cellular component: HOPS complex; endosome; lysosomal membrane. Bases 95 to 2608 code for a protein of 837 amino acids. Gene Ontology annotation, molecular function: actin binding. Gene Ontology annotation, biological process: vacuole fusion, non-autophagic; endosomal transport; intracellular protein transport. NCBI's taxonomy places the organism in Eukaryota, Metazoa, Chordata, Lepidosauria, Squamata, Cordylidae. The transcript is spliced from 24 exons.